Adineta steineri is the source of this 264-nucleotide messenger RNA. The record is from the annotation of a GenBank genome assembly. Lineage: Eukaryota; Metazoa; Rotifera; Eurotatoria; Adinetida; Adinetidae.
AUGUGGGGUGCUAUUAGUGUAAGAGAUGUAUUGACUUGUCACACCUUCAGGUGCAAUCUUGAUGGUUCAUAUUAUGUUCAUAUACUUAAAAACUAUCUUCUUCCUGCUGCUAAACAAGAAUUUCAUCAAAAAUGGUGUUUACAUCAAGAUAAUAAUCCUAAACAUACUAGCAAUAUUUCCAAACAAUUCAUCAACAACAAAGUACCACGGUUACUAGAGUGGUCAUCCAGUAGCCCAGAUGUUAAUCCUAUCGAGAAUGUAUGA